ACUGUUACAACACACUGAUGUAUAAAUAGGUAAAAUACUUCACGUCCUGUUUUUAUGGACAGAGUUCGACGCAAACGAUCUGGAGGCGGUGCUGGGCCGGAGAAAGCACUCGGACUUUUUGGCCGUCGUCUUGGAGCAGCGUCGGCUUUUCUCAUCCGUUUAGGAGCACCUAGCAAAUCAGGUUACAAGCGCUUGGCAGGCUGCUGGUGAAGGAAGGGCGUGCCAGUGGAGCGGCGCGGUUGGUUGGAUGGAGAGCCCUCCCCGCCGCUGAACAGCUCUGCAACGCACCGCCCAGCCAUGCGUUCUUUCAUGGGACUGGCUCCUCCUCCCUCUCGGUCCCUGUCUCUGUUACCUCGCCCCAAUCAGCCCUUCACUGCUACUCCCUGGCCUGCACGUCACUGGCCAGCGUUCACCCCGCCGCGCGCCAUUGGUUAAGCUCCUAUAGCAGGACAUCCCUCUCUCACUGUGGACUCACGGAGCCCCAGCAGCAGCAGUGGCAGGAGCAGCAGAACCCCAUGAAUGACCUUAGCGGGUGCAGGGAAGGGGGUCCCUCCUCCCCCUCCCUCCCGCCUGGCGUGCCGUUACCUUCACCAACUUGCCCGCCGUCGCCAGCACCGCCCAGCCUGACAUCGACCUCGCCUGCAGCGCCCAGCCCUCUCCCUCCCUCGCCCUCACCGCCCAGCCCUCGCCUACACCGCCAUCUCCUGCACUUCAACCGCCUGGCGUUCCGCCUCCAUCCCUCACCUUCUCUUCCCAGCCUUGCACCACCACCACCUCCUGCGCCGCUUCCUGCAUGGCGUGCUGCCACCUUCGCUGGAGCCGCCCAGCCUUGCACCACCACCACCUCCUGCGCCGCUUCCUGCAUGGCGUGCUGCCACCUUCGCUGGAGCCGCCCAGCCGCUCAUCCGCCGUAGCUUAUAUAGCAGCAGAUUCGUCUCUACACAGGACAGUGCUGAGCCUUUGCUGUUCCGCUGCUGCAACCGCCCAGCCCCCACCGGCGCUGCCCAGCCCGCCUCCCCCCUAACCAGCAUCAGCCAGGCUGCUGCCACCCUCACCGCCCCCAAGCCCUGGCACCUCCGCCCCUCUGGGCACCCUCUGGGCACCCUCUGGGCCCGCUCUGCCCAGCUCGCUGCCGCCCUCACCCGCACUGCCCAGCCCUCACGGCCGGCCUUCCCGCCACACAGCCAGCUUCCUCCCUCGCCUGUUCAGCCCAGCCCCACUUUGCCUUCGCCGCUGUUCAGCUUGUUGCCGCCUUUACCAGCACGUCACCGCCAUAUCCCCAGCCCCCAGUCAGCAUCCGCCGUAGCUCACCUGCAGGCCGGAGCCCCUGACUGGUCUGCAUCGUCCAUCACCUUUUGAGGAGUUCCACGUGUGGCCCGUCGCCUACAAAACAGUGCCUGGCGGCCACCGAAAUCACCUUCAUCCUGAAACCGCCCCACAGUCGUCUCUACACAGGACAGUGCUGAGCCUCUGCUGGUCCGCUGUUGCAACCGCGCAGCCCCCACCGGCGCCGCCCAGCCUGCCUCCCCCCUAACCAGCGUCAGCCAGGCUGCUGCCGCCCUCACCGCCCCCAAGCCCUGGCACCUCCGCCCCUCUGGGCCCGCUCUGCCCAGCUCGCUUCCGCCCUCACCCGCACUGCCCAGCCCUCACGGCCGGCCUUCCCGCCGCACAGCCAGCUUCCUCCCUCGCCUGUUCAGCCCAGCCCAACUUUGCCUUCAUCGGCUGCUCAGCUUGCAGCCGCCUUCACCAGCACGUCACCACCAUAUCUCCAGCCCCCAGUCUGCAUCCGCCGUAGCUCACCUGCAGGCCGGAGCCCCUGACUGGUCUGCAUCGUGCAUCACCUGUUGUGAUGUUCCACGUGCGGCCCGUCGCCUACAAAACAGUGCCUGGCGGCCAUCGAAAUCACCUUCAUCCCGAAAACGCCCCACAGUCUCCAGCUCCCAGUGACGCCCCGGUUGCCCAACCAUCCCCUCAGCUUCUGCUGCUGCUGCUGUGGCCGCCGCCGUCGCCCAGUUAAACACCGCCCCGCCCCGCACCUCCAUCUCCUGCACCCCUCCCGCCUGGCGCGCCGCCUCCCUCGACCUCACCGCCCCGCCCAGCACCGCCAUCUCCUGCACCGCUCCCGCCUGCCGUACGAUUGGUGGUUGGUUGGGGGCCGGGUGAAGUUGCUGACUACACCUCUCUACCUGACCGCUGCUGCUGCUGCUGCUGCUGUGGCCGCCGCCGUUGCCAAGUUCAACACCGCCCUCCCCAGCAGCACCCAGCCCGUCACCAUCACCUACACCGCCCUGCUGUCACUACUCCCACCAACACCUCCAAGCUCGUACGGUUAAGUAGGGCGCGGUGUGGGGAAAUAUAUCAACAACUUGCCCCAUAACGCCUCCAUCCCCGGCCUGUUAUGUUGCCUAUUAUGCCUUGCCGGUAACGCUGCGAUGCAACCCACCCACGCCCUGUGCUUGUGUGAAGCAAUCCCGCGUGAUGCAGGAGUCUCUUGGCUCUGCGUGUAGAGUUGCGAGCACCUAACCACAGUCCGUCUGUGCAACGUAUUCCCUCACCACACGCUCAACUGCGUAUCCAAAGGUCUUCUUCCUUGCACCUUGGUUGUUGCACUGCGGUCUGACCUGACCUGCUGCACCCCUCAUGUGCUCUUGUUGCAGGGCAAAGGCGAGCACUAGCAAGACGAAUCCGCCAGCCACGUACGUAGCCCAGGGUAAGCGGGGCGCGGUGUGGCCAAGACACUGGUUGUUCGACGCCGGUGUGGGGCGGGAGGAGGCGCAGGUUUCGGGUUGUGUCGUACUCUGGCGUGUACUCUGGCGGCGUUGGGGGUUCGUAGCACUGCCUCUUAAGUAUGUAUAGGUAGCCCGCCCCACGUGAGUGCCCCACAAGCGCAAAUGGACGAGAGGGCAGCGCUGUUGAGAGCAGCAGACGUGCACAGAAGUGCUCAGGCAUGAUCAGGCAUGAUUUCGACAGAUAAGCGCUGCCAAAGAGCAUACACGCUGCCUUUUCGCCCUGUAACGCGCAUCCGCCCUCCCUGCUGGCAUCCUGCUUAACUUCAUGUGCAUGUUUACCCCCCACCCCCACAGGCACAGCACACAACGCUGUGGGUAUCAAGCACGCAGUAGAGUCUGUGGGUGGGGCACGGAGAGAUGGCGCAGCUCCUCCCUUUCCAAGCAAUGGUCUGCGUCAUCCCCUUCUCCACCCAUACACCCCUGCCACCGCCGCUGCCGCCGUCGUCACUGCCCCUACCUCGUCCCUCCUGCCAAGAUGCACGGGCGCUUCAAUCCCCACCACCUCCCAGACAAUACGGAGAGGGGCCGCCAACGGCUGGGGCUGGUUUGGGGUACGGCAAGGGGCAGGGAAGACCUAGCAUGUAGUGGGCUAGCUAGUGGGCAGAGGCAACCCGCCAAUAGCAACAGGCAUAUACUAAUGGCUUUCACCCCAAGCAUGCACCCUACCUUUGGGUCAUCCUCCUCCUAUCCAUCAUGUGCAUCUGCAUUUUACACCUGCUGAGCCUUCUCUCCCUGCCCCAAACCCCUUGUCUAGCAGGCGCUCAGCAGGCGCAUGGUGAACUCCGGUGGGAGGGGCAGCACCACCGCGGCGUCACCAUGAACCAUGAGCCAUCCAUUCCUUCCCAACUGACAGGCAAUUGUACGAAACAGGCAACACCACCAAGCGAUCAAGACCCCAAUCAAGACCAAGUUGUCAUAGUGCCGCUGCUGCUGCUGCUCUGCCGCAUGAAGAGCAGCAGCCCAAUAUGCUCCACCGCCACCUGCAGCACCACAUUCUCAGCAUGCAAUGCCAUGCCAUCCAUUCGUCGACGAGUCACGCGCGCGCGCACAUAGCAGCAUUCACUAAAGCAUAAUGAACAACAGCAAAACCACCUUUCAUUGCAUGUUUUCGUAUUGGGAUAUGAUAAGAAAAGCAGGGUCGCGCAUGCAAGCGCACAUACUUGGUGUAUUUUAUUUUCUUUUAAAGGGCCACCACAUACUACUAUACCUUGUUUUUUUCAAUGGCAACAUGGUUUACGACUGAGCUCGAACUUUUGGCCGGUAAAGCCAUCGAUGCGUACAUGAUUGUACGGAUUUUUCGUUUCCGCGCAUAUCUCAACAAACCAAGCACACCAUGGUGUUCAGCGUUGAAUUUCCUGCAGGUCCAUGUGUUUAUUGAGGUAGGCGACGGACUAACAAGCCACUUGCAGUACACCCGCCCGAAGGUAGAGCACACUGCAGGUGACUCAAGGUGUUGCAAAUGCUUACAUUAAGUGCAAAGACAUAUACGCCUGUCCGCCCUGUAACACAUCCUGUUUACGACCAGCUUGCGACCUCCGAACCAGCAUUACAAGUUAGCCAAGAGGCGAACUGCCCAAUGGCCAGUUACGUAGCGUUAUGUAGUGCACAUAGAACACUUAGGCAGGGCCUUGUCAGCUUAGGCCCAGCUGGCGACUGUGCGUUUCUUAUUCAAACAGAAUCGCAGUCGACCAGUCAGCGACAACAAGCACUGAGGAGAAAACAAAGACAUACGAGCUUACGUUUAUACUCUCAA
This is a messenger RNA of Astrephomene gubernaculifera, 4542 nucleotides long. NCBI's taxonomy places the organism in Eukaryota, Viridiplantae, Chlorophyta, Chlorophyceae, Chlamydomonadales, Astrephomenaceae. The record is from the annotation of a GenBank genome assembly.